AUCGAGGAGUUCCAUAAAUUCGUCGUUAACACAAAGCUACUCAAAGCUACUCAAGCUUACAGAAAAUAUUAUCGCGUUGCUUGAAGAAAGUCGCGUGGAGGUCAACAGGAAGUUGAAACAAUUUGCUAAAGGUGCUCU
Molecule: messenger RNA, 138 nt
Organism: Dentiscutata erythropus
Lineage: Eukaryota; Fungi; Glomeromycota; Glomeromycetes; Diversisporales; Gigasporaceae
Source: the annotation of a GenBank genome assembly